Molecule: messenger RNA, 5711 nt
Organism: Homalodisca vitripennis (glassy-winged sharpshooter)
Lineage: Eukaryota; Metazoa; Arthropoda; Insecta; Hemiptera; Cicadellidae
Exons: 2
Coding region: 469-5562 (1697 amino acids)
Source: RefSeq, a predicted model, not a curated record
UGAAUGUUGUUCAAUUCCACCACUAGAAACCACUAAAUUAAUAGUCUUUUGACAAGUUAUUGUUGACAGUUGAAAAGUUACUGAAAUACAAUAUUCAGUUUCUCGGUAGAUAACUGGAAUUUCUUUUGGAGUAAAUUUCAUAUAUGUUGUGAAUAUAAUAUGAGAGCUUAAGUAUUGUUAUGAUGUUGUCAUGUUCUUGGUUUCCUCCCGCCAGACAGACGUACCGCGGCGCGGCGUGGCCUGGUAAACAGACAAUCCUAUUUGUCGGGGGACUAAGCCCUACAAGACUCACAGUUGUCAGACUUCCUGUGGGUUUAUGUAAAUUAGAUUUUCCCCCACAAACGCGUUGUUUCCAAAAUGGCAGCUGCUCCUCAAGAAGAUGACCUGCUUAGACCUCAUGUUAUUGUUUUGUUUAUGGUUUUUUAUUGAGUGAUCGCUGUUUGGAUUCUUUGCCAUGGUUUUCUUGCCAUGUCUUCAAAAUUGUGUUAUUGUGCUCCCCUCUCGUAUUUGCUCCUCACUUUCUUGUUUUUACAUUCUCUCGACUGUUUGGCGACUGCGUCGCCGCAGGACGACGAUGACUCUAUGGAUACGGACGGGUUCCAAGAACAGUUUCUCCUGGAGACUCCGACUCCUGUGGAGGUGGAGCACAGGUUCCGGGGCCCUAUCGCACAGCUCGACGAUGAUUUUGAUGAAAAACCCAUUUCCCCUCACAUAGAUAAACCUAUUUCCGCGCUUGUUCGCCCCGACCACCUUAAAAUCGUACACAAAGUAUUUACUUCUCCUGAAGACGAAAAAGGAGUCGCAGACUCCAAAAGAAGGGAACAUCCAAAAUUGCCGGAGUUGGAAAAGACUGAACGAAUCGAUCGUUUAAUAGGAGGUGUGGGGGGAGCCGAUGAGGAUGAUGAAUCUAAAUCCAAAAAGGUUUCGGGUCAGAAAAAAGUAGUUGAUUGGUUACCGGGUACAAUCGAUAACGGCAAAAGCACAAAACAAGGUCCGCGACGAGAUGAUGUCAUAGAAAUUAAGAUUGCUGAUGGCGAAAAAAAUGUCAAAGUCGCAAGUGGUAAGAUAGAGGAUGAAAAAGUGAAACAUGUAGGAACUAGUCCUGGAAAUGGAAAUACUGCAUUAAGUCCUGUUUCCGCUUUAGAUUCAAAAAGUCCCCAACCACCUACAUUAGAACUUGUUAUUGGCAGAAAGGAAAUUCGUACUCGAGAGGCUAGUGCAACCUCUGAAAGUAGGCUAACGCUGUAUACUGCACAUGAUGUUGAAAUAUCUAUAAGAUCACAAUCUCAUAUAAGUCUAACAACAAAAAGAAGAGACGCUGGGGGUAAGGAAACUUCGGAGACUGUUGAUGUUGAUACCGAAAUUGUAUCAGACGAGAAAGAUGCCGUCGGAGAGUAUAUUAUUCCGCCAGAACAUACUAAGGAAAGAAAACGAGAGGAAAGUGUUAUAUUUAGUGGCAAAAAAAGUAUCUACACAUAUGACUCUUACGAGGGGACUUCACCGGUAUUUGACAGUCCUGUGACUGAUGAAAGUGUAUCUCACCACAUUACAGAUACCGGAAUUAGUAUAACACGAGGUACAGCAACAGAAACUAUUACCAGUACCACAGAACACGUGGACCAUGAAAUCAAAGGGAUUAUAUCUGAUACCGCAGUUGACGUAGAACUUGAAGAACUUGAAUUAACUGAUGCUGGGUUAAGUCCUAUACAACCUGAUGAUGCAGGCUUACCUUCUUCCGAUAUUACGUUUAUUGAAGAGGAGAUGAGUCAUACAAAAUACUGUGAUGUCGGUGUCAGUCCAAUAGAAUAUUUGUCAGAAUCCAUAGCCCUUUCUCCUUUGCAGGUGGCCACGUGUGAAAUAGCUGUUUUAACAGACAAUGUUGAAACACGUGACGCUGGUGUUAGUCCGAUAAUGCUAGAAGAGACAAAGUUUGAGAAUGGUUUAAUUCAAACUAGACCUAAACACAUGAUAGAAAAUGAGUUUGUCCUAGCUAGGCGUGGUUCUGGUGAAGUAAAAGCUAUUGUAAAACUUCUAGAGGAGCAAUCUCGAAUAGACGACGUCACAGUGUUAAGAGAUCAAAAGAAGAAAGAAGAAAAAGAUGGCAUUGUGAUUCAAAUAGAUCGUAAUGACGAGAGUUCGAAACAAAUAAUAACUCCCAAGAAAGAAGACUACGAUAAAUCAGCUAAAUAUAGACAGACGGACAGUAACAUUCCAUCAGAUGACGUUUCUUCAACUACAUCACCUGCUCAUGUCAAAACUAUUGGACCUAAAAUCAAACAAUUACAAAAAAUAUUUACUCAGUCCGUCGAAACGGAAACUGACGACGAAAUAUCUGAUAUUGAUAAUCAGAUUUGGGAGUUGAGUUAUGAUGAGUCACAUUCCAAGGGAGUUAUUGAUGUUACAGACGAAGAAACAGCAGACUUUGAUGAUGAAGGAAAAGACGAAGAACCUCUCCCUCAAGUACACAAAGUUAUAGAGAGUAUUGAAAAACGAAUCGCAACACAAUCUUCUUUAUCAAUUAACGUUAAACGUGCCAAAGAAGUGAUUGAAUCAAAGACAAAAGAGUUAGAAACUAUAUCAGUUGGAAAUAAACUGACCGAAGUACUCAAAGCUGAGGAAAACAUUUUAUUGAGACUGGAAAAAGCCACAACAUCUAAACUGGACGAGCACAUAUUCAAGGAACAACAUUUGGAAACAGUUCAAUCGAAACCGGACCAAAAAGAAUUAAUUGAAAAUGGUUCAAAUCUGCAAUACAAGCUGUUAGAAAUACUCAGUAGUGAAAAAGAAGCUUUAUCUGGAAUUGACGAAGCCAUAACUGUAACUGAAGGAAAUAUUUCCGUCCCACCUUGUGAUAUUCUUAAAAGUUCCACUGUAGAUAACGUUAGUGAAUUAAGUGUUGUAAAUAUAGUUCAUAGAGAUGUAAUUCGAAAUGAAAAAACAGUGCCUCAUGAUAAAGAAAUAAGUGCUGACAAUGAAGUGCCUACAAACAAAAUAGAUCUUGUUCCAGACAAUAUAUUAGUUAAUGAGCCUAUUAUAAUACAAGAUAAUAUUGUCCCAGCGGAAUCUAUUGACUCUAGAGAAGUGAAAGAUGUUAUGGAAAAAACAACAAUUGAUAGAAAAAAAAUAGAAACUGUAAAAAGUGACAAAAGGAAAGUUAUUUUAACUGAAGACUUAAAAAAACUCAUUGACGAAGAAAAUGAACUUCAAAAAAAACAAACAGAACAAAUAAAGAAAUUACCGAAAUUAGAAAAGAAAAUCACUCAAUCGCCAGUACUAGAAGAAACCAUCGUUCCUAAAAAAAUCUCAUGGAGAGAAAAUGAAAGUCUGGUAAGGUCUUCUGAAAAAGUUACAGAAACUCAAAAACAAGAGGAUUUGUCUAAACAAGAAAAGAAAAAGUUAGACUUAGAUGACAAUCAACUUUUUACAGGUGAAUCCAAAAAACUAGCAUCUAAAGCAACGGAAAUUGACGUAAAAGUCCUCAUGUCGGAAGUAAAAGAGUUCACAAGACAAAUAAAGGAGGAAGUUAGGGAACUAAAGCCAGAUUUAACUCCAACCCCAGAUGGUAAAGACAUAUUUUUACAUGAUGAACAAAGUAAAACAGACAUAGAUUUUAAAUAUCUUUCCACAGAUAUUGAUUUAAAUACACUAAAUGAAUUUAAACAAAUAGAUACUCAGAUGUAUUUACCAGCGGGCCCUGAACAUAAAGAUGAUUACGUGGAGAUGACGAGUACAACGACAACAAAAAUCAAAACUGAUAAUGUGUCGAAAAAGAAACCUUACAGUGGGCAUGCUAUUGUUGGUAUUGUACAUAAAGACACCAUGUAUGAUAAAAUAGAUCAGGUAGAACGAGUCGAUAAGGAAAUUACUAAGUUGGAGAUUGAGCGAGUAGAAGCAGUAGUAACGGAAAUAACAAAAGCAGAGGAAGAGACAGUAGUAGUGGACGAUAUGGCUAAAGUUACAUCAGUCAGUGAAAUCGAUGAGGUUGAACCAGUCGAUGAGAAAAUCACAAAGGCAGAGGUUUCAACUGUCUUAGAAGAGAAACCACUUUUACCAGUCGUCAGUGAUCAUACAGAAACCGUAGUUGAAGACGUUUCAAAAACAUCCGAAGUGAGCACGUUAGAAAAGAAACUCAUCGUAUCAGAAACACCGGAGAUAGAGCGCGUUGAACCCGUAGUUACGGAAAUAACAAAAGCGGAGGAUGAGGUAUUAUUAGAGGAUGAUCUGGCUAAAGUGACAUCGGUUAGUGAAACCGAUCGGGUAGAACCAGUGGAUAAGGAAAUUGCUAAGGCAGAGGAUGGAAGUGUAUCUCAAGAGAAAACGGGUUUGCCAGAAUCCCCUGCAGAAAUAAAACAUGUAGAUCUUGAGAUUGAGAAAAUUACAGACACUGAUGUCGAGGCUGUGUUGGAAGAGGAACCCUCCGAUGAUAAAGUUUCUGAUCAGGUAGAAACUGUAGCCGAGGACGUUUCAAAAAUAGCCGAAGUUAUUAAGUUAGAAGAGAAAAUCAUCACAAAAGACACAACGGAGAUUGAGCAUGUUAAACCGGUAGUUUCAGAAAUAACAAAGGCGGAGGGAGAGACUGUAACAGACGAUGAUGUGGCUCCAGGAAAAACAGUUACUGUCAUCGCUGAAGUAGAACCUAUCGAUGAGGAAAUUACAAAGGCUGAAGUAGAUAUUAUUUUGGAAGGAAAACCGGUCAUUGCAGAAACUCCUUUAGAAAUAACGCAUAUUGUAACUGAAGUUAAAGAAAUUACAGUGACUCACGAUGAGCCUGUGUUGGAAAAAGAACCCUCUGAAACUAAACCUGCUUCUGAAAUUACUCAUGCACAAUUGGUGACUAAAAAAAUAAUAAAGACGGCCGAAGAUACUAAGUUAGAAGAUAAACUCAUCACAACAGAAACUCAGUUGGAGAUUGAGCGAGUAGAAGCCGUAGUAACAGAAAUAACAAAAGCAGAGGUAGAGACAGUAGUAGUGGACGAUAUGGCUAAAGUUACAUCAGUCAGUGAAAUCGAUGAGGUUGAACCAGUCGAUAAGGAAAUCACAAAGGCAGAGGUUACAACUGUCUUGGAAGAGAAACCGCUUUUACCAGUCGUCAGUGAUCAUACAGAAACCGUAGUUGAACACGUUACAAAAACAUCCGAAGUGAGCACGUUAGAAGAGAAACUCAUCGUAUCAGAAACACCGGAGAUAGAGCGCGUUGAACCCGUAGUUACGGAAAUAACAAAAGCGGAGGAUGAGGUAUUAUUAGAGGAUGAUCUGGCUAAAGUGACAUCGGUUAGUGAAACCGAUCGGGUAGAACCAGUGGAUAAGGAAAUUGCUAAGGCAGAGGAUGGAAGUGUAUCUCGAGAGAAAACGGGUUUGCCAGAAUCCCCUGCAGAAAUAAAACAUGUAGAACUUGAGAUUGAGAAAAUUACAGACACUGAUGGCGAGACUGUGUUGGAAGAGGAACCCUCCGAUGAUAAAGUUUCUGAUCAGGUAGAAACUGUAGCCGAGGACGUUUCAAAAAUAGCCGAAGUUAUUAAGUUAGAAGAGGAAAAUCGUCACAAAAGACACAACGGAGAUUGAGCGUGUUACACCGGUAGUUCCAGAAAUAACAAAGACGGAGGGAGAGACUGUAUCAGACGAUGAUGUGGCUGCAGUAAAAACAGUUACUGACAUCGCUGAAGUAGAACCUAUCGAUGAGGAAAUUACAAAGGCUGAAGUAGAUAUUAUUU